AGUUCAACUAGUUCUAUGUCUAUAUGCUAUAUGCUAUAUGCUAUAUGCCAUACUCUGUCUCACUUUUUCCUUCUUCUAUUUUGUAUGAUAGUUGCAAGAGAGGGUUCACAUUGUUGUGUUUUCUUUGUUUAUCUUAAAAAACCUUAUUUUGUGGGAGAGAAUGUUCUUGUCUUUUGAAUGUUUUCCACCUUGGAUUCUCAACAUUUGCUUCUCUUCCUACUUUUUCUAAUGUCUUCUUGUCUUUAUCUAGCUGUUGCCGUCUUCUUCUUUUCUUUUCUUUUUUAAUUUUUAUUUGUAUUUGUAUGUAUAAUUUAACUUUCGGCCCACUGCUUUAUUGUUUAAAAGAUGCAUCUUCUUUGGUGUAUGUAUGCAUGUUUAGAAUUGUACUUAAUAGACACAAAUAUAAACACAAAACAAGUUUAAAUCUUCAUUUUGGAAUGUUAUAUGAGCUUUAUCCUUUUCUUUCUUGUAUGGACAACCGAAAGAAAUCUAAUGAGUGCAGAUUCAGGCAACUCAUAUUCCAUCAAUAUAUCCUCUUUUUGUUCUAAGACAACCAAUUUGCUCUAUAUAUUUGUCAGGGUGGUCCAAAUAUUGAGUUGCUCAUGCCCUCCACCUGCUCUGCUUUUCUGUGAUAUAAUUUCCAUUCUUGCUCUCAUUUUAUUUAUUUAUUUAAUUAUAACUAGCAAAGCAUAGGGUACAGCAAGAAAUUUCCAAGCAAGACUAAUUGCUACAGAUUUUGAUUUGUCUUUGGACCUUUAGUGUGAGAUCGCACUGGCUCCACUUCCACCUUGUAUUUGAAUAAUUUGGGGGCAUUACAAUUUACAAGCAGUUAGGAACACAUUUAUCAUAACAAUGGAUAGGCUGAACUCAAAGCUGUACUUGCAGAACUGUUACAUAAUGAAAGAGAAUGAGAAGCUAAGGAAGAAAGCACAGCUUCUUAACCAAGAGAAUCAAGCACUGCUCUCGGAGCUCAAACAGAAGCUGACCAAGGGACCAAACCCAAAAAACAAUGCUCCAAACAGUAACAUUUCUGACGUCAAUCUCAACUCCAGCUCAAAUGCAAAUCCUUCCAGUUCCAGCAACUGAUCUAGCAGGAUAUAUGUGUAUCAUUGACCCCACUUAGAUGCCCUUUCCUCUUUUUGUGUAAAACCAUAGUCAGCCAGUGUUAGUUCCAGUUUCAGUUAUAUAGGACAGUUGUAGUAUCUUUCUACCAGGGUCACUUUUGCUUCUAUUUCUAUCUUUUAUCAUAUCUUCUUUUCUUUUUUGGGGGGGGUUAAGAUAUAGAUUUCUGAACUACAAGGAUGUAUCAGACUAUCUGCUAGACAGGAAUAUAAUAUUUAUCAUAAUUUUAGCUC
Messenger RNA from Quercus robur (English oak), 1355 nucleotides. RefSeq names its product protein LITTLE ZIPPER 4-like. NCBI's taxonomy places the organism in Eukaryota, Viridiplantae, Streptophyta, Magnoliopsida, Fagales, Fagaceae. The transcript is spliced from 2 exons. Bases 853 to 1086 code for a protein of 77 amino acids. The record is from RefSeq and is a predicted model, not a curated record.